Plodia interpunctella (Indianmeal moth) is the source of this 2329-nucleotide messenger RNA. RefSeq lists its product as uncharacterized. NCBI's taxonomy places the organism in Eukaryota, Metazoa, Arthropoda, Insecta, Lepidoptera, Pyralidae. Gene Ontology annotation, cellular component: U4/U6 x U5 tri-snRNP complex. The transcript has 10 exons. Bases 236 to 1495 code for a protein of 419 amino acids. Gene Ontology annotation, molecular function: protein binding; U6 snRNA binding; U4 snRNA binding. Gene Ontology annotation, biological process: mRNA splicing, via spliceosome. The record is from RefSeq and is a predicted model, not a curated record.
AAAAAAGCAAAUAAGUGACUAUUAAUCUACUUAAUAUAUUUUUAUUUUCAUACUUAUAAGAAUCAACAAUAUACCAGCAUUUACUGGUAUAAGCUGAAGUGCUGGAUGAUGACUUAAGAGAACUGUAAAAAAAAAUAUCCCUCCAAAAUACAAACGCUUGGUCACCCCUGCUCCAUUUCCCUCCACACGGCAGCUGAUGAGCUUGGCUUUCAUUCAGCAAAUCGAGCACUGAAAGAUGAAGCUGUUGAAGUUCCACCUUAGGUACCACCCUCCAGGAAUCAUUCUGGAAUAUUCCCAGAAGGGAGUCAUCAAGAGCAAGGACAUUGACCUUCUAGAACUGAACUGCAACUCUGACAUAAAAGAAAUAGCAACAGGCCUCCACCAGAAAGAGGUGCUGAUCACAGACGAAGUAAAAGACCAGCUGGAGCAAUGUCUGGAGACGCUGAAGAAGAGGAUCGAGCAUGAGGGUCCCACCGGGAAAAGGUUCUACAUCUACAAGACCCUGAUGACGCAUGUGCUACCAUUGACCAAUGUUGCUUUUAAUAAAUCUGGGAAAAGAUGUCUCACCGGCAGCUACGACAGGACCUGCAAGCUGUGGGACGUGGAGAGCGGCAAGGAACUGAAGACGUUGGCUGGGCAUCAGAACGUCGUUUACUCUGUCGGCUUCAACUUUCCUGCUUGUAACCGCGUGCUCACUGGUUCCUUUGACAAAUCAGCCAAGGUCUGGGAUCCAUCCACAGGGGAGUGCCUGGCCACGCUCUGGGGCCACACCGGUGAGGUCGUGGCUGUCCAGUUCAACGCAAAGAGUGACCUUGUAGCCACGGGAUCUAUGGACCACACUGCCAAGUUGUUUGAUGCGAGGACUGGUCAAGAGAUCCACAACUACGAGGGUCACACCGCUGAGGUGAUAGCGCUGCAGUUUGACCCCAACGAGGGUCAAAGGCUGAUAACAGGGUCAUUCGACGGGACCAUAUCGAUGUGGGACACCCGCGUUCCUGAUCGCGUGUCAGUGUUCAGAGGUCACGAUGGUGAGAUCUCCAAUGUUCAGUUCAACUGGGACAGCUCCUUGGUUGGCUCCUCCUCUUUAGACGGUAGCGCAAAGCUCUGGGACGCCAGGCAGACCUCCUGCCUCGCUACGGUUUCUGGACAUACUGAUGAGGUCCUCGACAUCUGCUUCGACUGGGCCGGACAGCGUAUGGCGACAUCCUCUAGCGACUGCUCCGCACGCAUUUACGACGUGAGGUCUGACUUCAAGGAGCUCGCCGUCAUGAAGGGACACCGUGAAGAAGUCUCCAAGGUGUGCUUCAGUCCAGCUGGAGGAUGUCUACUGACAGCUUCUGCCGACAGGAGUGCCAGGGUCUGGAACACCACCACUGGAAACUGCAUUCAGGUGCUGUCGGGCCACCAGGGCGAGAUCUUCUCGUGCGCGUACUCUUACGCUGGGGACGCCAUCAUCACAGCUUCCAAGGACAACACUUGCCGUAUCUGGAGAUGAUUGGACUGGUGGCUCUAGCGAGUCACCCCCAACCCCGACCUUAGAGGACAGUUCUUGAAAAUUUAAAAAUAAAACGCCGAACUAUUAAAUUGGGAGACAGUGGGAUCAAAUUUAGAAGAAUUUAAACCGUCCGCCAUAAUUGGGGUUGUGAUAAUUUUAAGUACAAGAAAGAACAAAUUCACUAUCUAUCUCUUUCUUGUAUCUCUCGUCUACGUCAAUAAAUAAACGGCCGUCAGAUGGGUUGAAAUGAUGAUUGAAAAAAAUUGUGAACUAUUUUUUUGAAUACGCGAAUAGAUUAUUAUAUAAAAUUAUAGAUUAUGUAUUUGUAUUUUUCAUUAUAGACUGAAUGGGUCGUGCAGAAAUCUAUCAUAAUUCCUUUAUUAUAUAGAAUAUGUUAUAUAAAUUAAUGUUUACUUUAUAAAUUAGAUACACUCUGCGAGAUAUAUGAACAGAUCACCACCUAGUUACUGUUUGUACAUUAGUUAAGCACAUUGCCCAUAUUGUGAAUUACCACCAUUAUAUUUACGUCAUUACGCCAUGAUCUAGUACAAUGGGAAAUGGAAAGCAACGGUUUUAAUAAAAAAAACAAUGGUUCGCAAUUUCACUAAAUGUCAAAAGUGGGGGCAAUACGGUAAUAAUAUUCAUUCGAAAUACGGUUAAUAUCACAAAGGUCUAUUUAUUGUUAUAAUAGCGACAACAAACAAUUAAAUUAUCUGCACUAUGCAUAUAAUUCAAUCUAACUAGGGAAAGAACCACAAAGUACUUACUUAUGGAGUGUUAGGUAAGUUGUAAGCCAGUCCUCAAACUAGGGAAAGAACCAAGAAAAAAAAACAA